Saccharomyces cerevisiae S288C is the source of this 1935-nucleotide messenger RNA. RefSeq names its product guanine nucleotide exchange factor MON1 (gene MON1). Lineage: Eukaryota; Fungi; Ascomycota; Saccharomycetes; Saccharomycetales; Saccharomycetaceae. The record is from RefSeq and is marked reviewed. The coding region runs from base 1 to 1935 and encodes 644 amino acids. The transcript has a single exon. Gene Ontology annotation, cellular component: vacuolar membrane; multivesicular body membrane. Gene Ontology annotation, biological process: protein targeting to vacuole; vesicle-mediated transport.
AUGAAUCUCAAUGAAAGCUACCUAGAUGCUGAGAUACCGAAGGGUCAAUUGAAGCAUAGUAAAAGUGGGAAUUUUGAGGGUAUUCCAAUCGUGGCAACGACUUCAGAACCAACGACAUCGGUUAAUCUAGAUGAAACAUUCUUCAAGAAGGCGCCUAUAGCAAUGCCAAUAUGCGAUGAUCAUUCUGUUAGUAAAUCUACCUCUGUAAAUUCUUUGAAUACAACAUCUUUGGCAUCCAGAAGAUCUCCUUUGCAAACAAAAAAAUUGCAAGCUAAAAAUAAUUUAUUGUCAGCAGAUUUGGCAAAGAGCAAUGAUGAUACAACGAGAGCACUAAACAGUCCAAAAAAGGAUUUCGGUCCUUAUUUGGACAGCGAGAAUGACAUCAGGAGUCGCUUGGCCGAAAGCAUAUAUUCUAUGGAAACAUCUAUAAGAGGAUCGGAACUACAGAGACGGCCGUACGUAAGUAACGAAAUUCCUAAUGUAUUCAAGUUUUCGAAGUUCAAUAGUAACUGCAAGUUAAAUGAGAGCCAGACUCUCUGUGACAAAAAUUUCUUCAUAUUCACGUCAGCGGGUAAACCGAUCUAUUGCAUGCACGGCAAAGAUGAACAGAUCAUGUCAUAUACAGGGCUCGUUAAUACGGUAAUAAGCUACUUCCAAGUCAAUGGACCAUCGGAAUUGAAAACUAUAUCCACUUUAACUUCUGGUAAAAGGCUUACUUUUUUGGAUAAAUCACCUAUAUUACUAAUGGCUCAAUCCGAAAGAGGCGAGUCCUCGAACGAAUUGUUGAAUCAGUUGGAUUUUUUAUAUUCGUAUAUUCUUUCGUCUUUAAGUGAACGCCAAUUACUUAGGUUAUUUUCCAAAAGAGAAAAUUUCGACCUGAGAAAUUAUCUAGAAAGCACAGAUUUUGAAAAUUUAGACGAAAUAUGUUCACUAAUCUGUAACAGAAUGUUCCCGGAUUUACUAUUGAACUCUUUACAAUGCUUACCAUUUAACCAUUCUUCAAGAUUAAAGUUGCAGAAUGUGGUUUUACAGCAACUGGAGAAAAGGCAGGACAUUCCCAGGGGGACCUUACUGUACGGCUUGAUAAUUGCGCCUCAGAAUAAAUUGUGCUGUGUUCUUCGACCCAGAGGCCAUACUUUACACACUACAGAUUUACAUCUUCUAUUUUGCCUAAUAUCUCAUCAAUUUCAAAAUUUAGACGAAACUCAGGAACUUUGGGUACCCAUUUGUUUUCCCAAGUUCAAUUCGAGUGGUUUUCUUUAUUGUUAUAUUAAGUUUCUACCUAAUGAUACUCACAGCAAUGAGAAAUCGGCACUAGUAUUAAUAAGUGCACAAAAGGAUGCAUUCUUUUCAUUGAAGUCGUUUAGUGACGAGUUGAUUAUUAAACUCGAAGAAGAGAAGCUAUUGAAAAAGAUAAAUACUUCAAAAGGGUUCAAGCUUAGCGAUAUACCAGCACCAAUGGUUCAUCAUUUCAUAUAUAAAUCGAAGCAAAACGUUCAAUAUGUUAUGCCGCACUUCGAAGUCAACAGUAACAUCGCACUGGAUUCUUCACAGGGGCUAGAAUAUGAAUUGAAAUUGAAGACAUACUACCAACAGUUACAUGGCACGGUAGUGAGAGAUAAUGGCAAUUUGUUAAGUAGGUCUAUGUUAAAUUUUGUUAGAUGGAGUUCCAAAGACAAUGAGGACUUGGCGAUGGACGAAACACAAAUGGAUUUUUCUGAAUUGGAUGAGUACAUUAUUGGAAAUUCAUCAUUCAAACAAGAAUCGGUUAAUAUGGUAGGAAUGGCGUGGGUGACGCCCACUUUUGAAUUGUAUCUGAUUGGAAAUAAUGGGAUUGUUGACAAAAGGGUUUUAUUCAAGAGUGCGAGAAAAGUAGCUAAUUGGUGUCAAAAACACGAGUCGAGACUAUUUAUAAGUGAUGGGGCCGUGUUUUAA